CUGAAACUAGUCAAAAAUUGUUCUUAUAAUUUUUGCUGUUUUGUAAAAUUUGCUUAAAGAUCCUCAAAAAAUACUUGUCUUUUAACAUUUUAAAGAGGUUUUAUACCCCCAUGGCCUCGAUAAGUAACUUUCUUGGGAUGUGGGUCAAGUUAGACUGCGGUAAAUUAGGAAUUUUCGAAGGUAAAGUAGCAAAUGUUGACGAUUCGCAACAACUUCUUCUCCUGAACGAAGCUCGUCACAAUGGACAAGCAGUUCUUUCCAAUGAAAUUCAGAUCUGUGCUAAAGACAUUCAAGACUUGGAGAUAGUUAAGAACCCCUCUGAUUCCACAACAAAUAGUAAAAAAACAGGGGUAGUCAGUCAUAACCAACUGAUUGCCGAAGCCACCCCUACUAAAGUAGGGUCAAGUCCAGGAAAACCAGGAAGAAUGAAAAAAUCCAGUACAUAUCCAGGAGACAGAAGCACAACUCCAAAGAAGAAUCAGGAGAGCAAACAUAAGUCAAUGAGUGCAAGAAACAAGGAAUGUUUUGGACAAAGUAUAGAUGACAUUAAAACACUGGAUUUUGACUUUGAGGAAAAUCUUGCUAAAUUUGAUAAAAAAGCAGUUUUUGAGGAAUUAGAGAAUUCAGGUGUUGCUUUUGUCAGAAAAGGGUUCAAGGAAUCAAAUCUUAAAUUAAAACACAACGAAAAUGUCUUGGAGCAAGAACCAGUCAUACAAAGACAAAUUUGUGUGCCUCCUGAACACAGAGGGAAGGAGUUUGUCACAGAUGUUGGUGUUGCUGUUCCUGCCGUUUCCAUGGAACUCAAAGACUUAAUAUUUGAAACCUCAGAACGAAUGGGAUUAUCAAGAGAACAGAGAAUAGAAUGUGCAGGGAUGUGUGCUUUUCAAAUGGCUGUACAAGUUUUAGGUGGAUCUCAGAGAUUUACAAAUAAUAUUAAUGAGCGUGCGAGUGUGGUGGUGAUGGCAGGACCACAUCUACAAGGAUUACAUGGAAUAUGUGCUGCUCGGCACCUAGCCAAUAAAAAUAUUCAAGUAACAUUAUUUAUUCCUCGUAAGACUCAAGACCUUAUACCACAGCUUGCUUUGUAUAUGCAUACAGGAGCAGCACUAGCAUCAUCRGUCAGAGAUUUUCCUGAUCUCCCAGUGGACCUGGUCAUAGAUACAUUAUCAGGUCAUGAGCAGAGCAAACAAGUAUUAGAACAGACCCUGACGGCAAUAGAAUGGGCCAACAACAAUAAGGCCCCAGUACUCUCAAUAGAUCCCUGUGAGCACAGUGCAUCAUUAGGGCUGGAAGUGAAAUGGUCGUUAGCAUUAGGCCUGCCUCUUGUUGGAACACCGACAGCAGGACGGCUAUUCCUAGGGGAUGUUGGGAUACCAAAGGGUGUGUUUUCAGCAGCUGGAGUAACUUAUGUGUCACCAUUUAGAGACAAAAUUGUAGUUGCCCUGGAUGAUUGAAAUACAGAGAGAAAGAAUAAGGGAGGUCAUGAUAUAGCAAUACUGUAGUGUACAAUAUAUGGUCAUCUCCCCCCUGGACUGUUAUUGUAUACAUUGACUUCCAGGGGGAUGCUGUUACAUGAGAAGCAUGAUGAUAUUCCCUCCUCUGCCCUCCCCCAGCACAGCCAUCAAGUGCAAUAAGACCUUGUAGGGUCUAUGAAAAGUCAUGCUAGAUGCUAUAUUCACUAACGAAAGACGUGCCCCCCCCCCCUCCCCCGAACUAAAAUAAACGUUUUACAAACCAUUGCCAUUGCUAUGUCGGCCGAGAUGGUAGUGAACUUCUAUGCAUUACAAAAGAUUCAAAAAAGAAGAAAAAAAAAAGGAUCUAUUAAACAAAUAUGAAAAAGUAAAGUCAAAAAUGUAUUUUAUAUCUUGCAAAAUCCAAACGUUUCCACAAAACAUUUUUCUUUUUUAUAUUUUCCAUUUCGAAUUAUAUCGGAAAUUUUAUCAUUGGACUUUAAAACUCAAAAACUUUAUUUUUGGAGAUAUUCUCUUGAACAAAGAGAAAGCAAUGCAUUCGUGGAAAGAUGACGAAAUUUUCAAAUUUAAAUGAAAUUUGAAAUUACAUGGGAAAGUUGAGUUGGAAAUCCAGUUUUAGCUUACGAACAAGAGUGUUGAUGUGUUUGUUCAUUCGUCUGUUCGCUGUUAGCGUUUGUUGUCAAAAUAUUUUUAAAUUUAUACAAAAACUGGAUUUUCCUAUUCACUCAUUGAGUGAUUUAACCAGAACUAAUUGAGGCAUCCGCAAAGCUUAUUGACUCGACACAAUUCUCUUGAACUUUGGUAAAUUAAUUGAACUUUUUGCACUUGACACUUAAAAUUUUUCUUUGUUUACAUUCUGUGCAUAUUUUGAUGAUUUCGUCGUUAUUUUGUUUUCGAACUUCAACAAAAUUUUUGCCUACUUUUCACGUUUUGAUUGCUAAAAUGAAAAAAAAAAAACAUUUUUUUU
Actinia tenebrosa (Australian red waratah sea anemone) is the source of this 2439-nucleotide messenger RNA. RefSeq names its product enhancer of mRNA-decapping protein 3. Gene Ontology annotation, biological process: deadenylation-independent decapping of nuclear-transcribed mRNA; P-body assembly. Gene Ontology annotation, molecular function: mRNA binding. Gene Ontology annotation, cellular component: P-body. The record is from RefSeq and is a predicted model, not a curated record. NCBI's taxonomy places the organism in Eukaryota, Metazoa, Cnidaria, Anthozoa, Actiniaria, Actiniidae.